CGUCGUGGAUUCCACGUUGGCCCGGACGUGGCAGUUCGUCGGCUGUAGUCCUGAGUGGAGACUCAGCAUCCAGAGAAAUAUCAUCAGAGAGGACUUUCUCAAGUGGCUGGGAUCACUUUUUCUUUCGUGGUUUCAAUCGUCUGUAAACAGUCAUGGGGCUCACAUUUUCGGGUUUAUUUACUCGGCUUUUUGGCAAAAAACAGAUGAGGAUUUUGAUGGUUGGGCUGGAUGCCGCUGGGAAAACGACUAUCUUGUACAAAUUGAAGCUUGGUGAAAUUGUGACCACGAUCCCAACCAUUGGUUUCAACGUGGAGACAGUAGAAUAUAAAAAUAUCAGUUUCACGGUAUGGGACGUGGGUGGCCAGGAUAAGAUCAGACCUCUCUGGAGACAUUACUUUCAGAACACACAGGGCCUCAUCUUUGUAGUAGACAGUAAUGACAGAGAAAGAGUGAGAGAGGCUGCUGAUGAGCUUGUAAAGAUGUUGGGAGAGGAUGAGUUGAAAGAGGCUGCUCUGCUGGUGUUUGCUAACAAACAGGACCUUCCCAAUGCCUUGAAUGUAAACGAGAUCACAGAGAAACUUGGCCUUUCCAACUUCCGCAACCAAACUUGGCACGUUCAGUCAACCUGCGCCACCCAGGGAGAUGGCUUGUAUGAAGGACUGGACUGGCUUUCCACAGAGUUAUCAGGCAGAGCCUAAUGAGCAUCAGCCUGACAAAUGAGAUAGAGAGACUAAACAGGAGAGAAGGCACAGACAUCCAGAAACAAACAGUCUUUUAGCACCAGUGUUCACCAAAAGGUCAAAGCUGUUGGACGAUAUAAUCAUCUUUGGGACAUCUUUUAAUCCUCUCAUUUUCCUUUUAUUAUCAACACUAUAACCAUAUUUUCCCUGCACAUAGUUUCUACUUUUGGCCCUCAUGAGAAUCCUCUUUCUUGGCAGGUUGCGGACACACAUUCAGUUUUGAUGAGUGAACUGCCUUUUUUUUUUUUUAAUGUCCUGGAAUCAAUGAAAAAUGUUUGGGUGUUGUCUUGUUUUUUCCCCCACUUGAACCACUUGUACACUUUUUGAGCUUACAGUAACUGUAUUGUCAAGCCUUGGCUGAGGGGAUAUGACAAUAUACACAUAAUUGUAGGCUGCCACAAGCUAUUUAUCUACAACCCCAUGUGAAUAUUUGACUCCCCUUCAUCCGUGACCCUUUGCUCUUCACCACUGUGUCCUCAAUUUGAUGCCAGCUCGUCGUUCAAAGGCCUGUUGCCUACAGAAUCAGAAAGACAAGGGUUAGAUGAAGCUGGCAUUGAUUCCUAACAUAGAGUUUGUUAACGGUGUGAACCCAUGUUGCCUUCCAGUAGAUGCAACCACAAAGGAGUGCUGUGCCUUUUGGUCCCUUUGGACACAAAUCUGAGUUAUCCCUUUUAUCUCUUAUUCAUCCUUCUAAGAUUCAACAGUGACUUUUUGCUUUUGGAAGAAAACUUGUGCAAUGAGACACAUCCUCUGGUGUUGCAUUAUGUGGUAUGCUCCAGUGGAUCCACACCCCAACAUGAGCGUUAAGGGCUUUUUUGACUUCACUAUCAACAUGGAUUUUUCCUCUCUGAACAUUUAAAAACUUGACCUCACAAUGUCCUUCCUUUCUAAAAAAAACACAUUGAAAAGAAGGAUUUAAGUAAGGUUUCACUUCUCUUGUUUACACUAACAGGAAGAAGGAAUCAUCUUUUUCAGUGCUGACACAUGGUCAGUGCAGCACAGUACAGUAGCAUGUUUUUAUUUUGUUGUCUUUUUUUUUUUUUGCAGCGACUGGGGCUGAUGAUGUUUUGUCUGACAAUAACUGUGUUGUAUUCGUAGUUAUUCUGUUUUUUUUAAACUCAGAAACAUACCAGCACAUCACUUUAUUUGUGUACACAUUCCAGUCUGUGAUUGCAGUUGCUGAGGCUGCGACUCUUAAAAAUAUUUGCUAUAAGUGCUAUCUUACAAAAAGCUCUGAAUAAAGCCCAUAAAAAUCAAAA
Messenger RNA from Notolabrus celidotus (New Zealand spotty), 1999 nucleotides. Its product is annotated as ADP-ribosylation factor 4-like. Gene Ontology annotation, biological process: vesicle-mediated transport; intracellular protein transport. Gene Ontology annotation, cellular component: cytoplasm; plasma membrane. The transcript has 6 exons. Gene Ontology annotation, molecular function: GTP binding; GTPase activity. NCBI's taxonomy places the organism in Eukaryota, Metazoa, Chordata, Actinopteri, Labriformes, Labridae. The record is from RefSeq and is a predicted model, not a curated record. Bases 153 to 698 code for a protein of 181 amino acids.